Mycena citricolor is the source of this 747-nucleotide messenger RNA. Lineage: Eukaryota; Fungi; Basidiomycota; Agaricomycetes; Agaricales; Mycenaceae. The record is from the annotation of a GenBank genome assembly.
CACCACGAUGAUAGUUCAGGCGACAAACCUGACUACCAUACGGAACGGAUAUCAUGGCCCGCCGACGGCGACCCUCGAUUGGUGCGCACCGUUCGUGAUGCGCUUGAGCGUUGACGGAGCGUUAGCUUGCUAGGUGCGAGGAGAACUAUCAAUUCUCGCACUACAUAGCUGGUUGGAUCUAUUCAUGCUGAUCUGGAACUACUCUGAGAAUGAAUGCUUGUAGAGAUGGCGAAUACCGUGUCGAAUCUCGCUACCGUCGGGUUCGCUCUAUUUGGGCUGCUGAGGUGUAAUGCCGAGAAACUCCCAAUGCGGUUUGCUCUCGGAUACCUGGGCAUUGCUCUCAUUGGCGUAGGGAGCGCCUACUUCCACGGAACACUGUUGUUCCAGGCACAGCUGGCUGACGAGCUACCAAUGAUCUAUGUCGCCUCGAUGCCACUUUGGCUUUUAUUCGACCUUGACACGAAGUUUGACAUGAAGACCAGACGAACACGAAUACUGGGCUACUCGGUUGUUGCAUUCGAUGUGCUUUUCACAUGGUCGUAGUGAGUCGUGAUCCGGACAGGCUUCUCGGUAUCUCGUUAUCCCCAAUGCGUCUAGCUAUCUCUACCGGAACCCAGUGUACCACCAGAUGGUCUUCGGGACCAUGCUUUUCACUGUCGCGGGCCGGAUCUACUUCGUGAUUACCCGCUCACCGCACGGGCGGCGCAUUUCCCCCGAGAACAAGCGUCUGAUAGGGCGCAUCUUCAC